UCGCAAUUUAACCCAGUAUAUAAGUAAGAACUUCCAUGCCCAGAUGGAUUCAAAGCAGAAACCCUCUAGGUAGUAAUAGGAUCUUCUGCACUUGCUGAGUGAAUGGCCAAUUACAAGAUACGAUAAUUGUCAAUUAAGAAAGUGUGCAUAGAAAAUAUGAAACUUUUGACAUUUAUAGCUUUAACAAAAUGGAAUGGUUUGGUAUAACUAUGUACGGAUAUCCAGAUCCACUAAAAGCAUACAUGAGGGAUGAUUACGUAGAACCCGAAGUACAACCGACAGUUUAUGAACAGUUGGCAAAAGGUACCAAGAAACAGUUUGCGGAUCUCUUGGCAACAAUUGAUGUUUAUAUUGGGAGGGCUGAUGGCUAUUCAUACAAAUCGAUCGAUAGGUACAAAAGAAUGAAGAGACGAGGUGUGCCGAAACCUGUAGCUCCAAAUGAGAUGUAUAGUCACCCGUUAACAACAGCAAUGGAAACAAGUUUCUGGACUAAUGAUCCCGAGUUACAAGAUGCAGACUGGUACAAGAAACGUUCCUACCAACCAAAGCCGUCGACGGAUAUUGGAAGGUUUGUGGAAGCUGCCAAGAAAAUUGAUAAAUUCUUUAAGCUGUAGCUAUUUUGUGAACAAUAAAUUGAUGUGCAUG
Molecule: messenger RNA, 645 nt
Organism: Photinus pyralis (common eastern firefly)
Lineage: Eukaryota; Metazoa; Arthropoda; Insecta; Coleoptera; Lampyridae
Exons: 4
Coding region: 189-614 (141 amino acids)
Source: RefSeq, a predicted model, not a curated record